UUGUUAUCUAUCGAUAGAUAGUGAUUAAACUCAGUAAUAUUUCUUUUUGUAUCGAACGAUUGGAGUGGUGUGGUGUUAUGUUAUAAGUCUGAAAUAUAUAUAGUGCAAAAAGGAAAAAUGUGGAACAGCAAUUUAUAUUUAGUUUUGUGUCUCAUCACACCCUCUCUUGCGAUCUGGCAAUGUUCCACAGACGAGGACUGUGGAGCGCUUACGGGCAGCGUGUGCGCUGCCGGGCUAUGUGGUUGCACGAGCUCGCAACAAGUCGUCGCUGGCGGCACGUUGUGUGCUGACUAUGCUCCAUAUUACACCUCAGCUUGUGUAGAUGACUUCCAAUGCUCAAGACUGUUCACCACGUUCGAAUGCAGACGAAACGAGGACCAAACAGUCGGCAGUUGUCUCUGCCAACCCGGCCACCACUACUUCCACGGCCGCUGCUGGCGCUCCACCGAGAUGGGACAACCCUGCACCAACAAUGAGGAGUGUAUGGGCGUCAUCAGAGAUCCAUACAGCAUGGUCUGUGACGGAACCUGUCAGUGUGCUGAAGGAUAUUACAGCAAGCAAAGGGGAGAAUGUAGGAAAAUUGCUACAGCUGUCGGCGAAGGCUGCGUGCUAAACGAAGACUGUCAGUUUGAAAAUGGUGCUUGUCGCGCAUUCGAGUUCGUUUGUUACGACAGAACAGUCGUCGAUCCUGAAGAAGAGACUUCAAAGCAAGCGACUCAAGCUCGUCAGAACUCGACUCUCAAAAUGGCGGACACGCCAUCUUCGAACAUGGCUGCCACAGUAAUGGCGUCAAAGAUGGUUGCCACAAAGAUGCCCCGAAAUGGUGGCGCUGUGUGUAGCGCUGCCAGCCCUUGUGCUGCGCCGUUUGAGUGUGCCAGUUGGGGGCAUUGUAUCUGCCCUAUUGGGUAUUAUGGGAGUGAAGAUGGCAGCACUUGUUUAGCUGAACUGGGUUCCCCUUCAUCCGAAGAGCAGUGUGUCGGCCUCCUGGCUGUGGUAGAAGAUGGGAUCUGCACGUGUCCUCCCAACUUCUUCUUCGAUGAGAAUAUGAGGGAUUGCGUUAAAGUGGCCCGUAUCAUCACUGAUUCCUGCAUAUUCGACGAACAAUGUCACACGUUUGGGGCUGCAGCGUUCUGCGGAGCGCCAGGGCAAUGGGGGCUGCGCUCCUGCGAGUGUGACUUGGAGCAAGCUGUGUGGGACGCUCAGAGGGGCAUGUGCAGGCUCUUCGCUGGUCUCGGCGAAACAUGUCAAGUGGACAGCGAUUGCAUGGCUGGCGAACUGGAAAUCCAAUGCGCUCUGAACGAAGAAGGCGAAGGUUACUGCGCUUGUCCUGAUGGCCUUAUUGCUUCUGAGGGCUUAUGUCUUAGCAGUGGACUUGAGCUGGGAGACUCGUGCCAAAGGACGGAGGAGUGUACUGGGACCGUAAACACUGUCUGCGAAACUGGCCGCUGUUCUUGUGACAACGGUUACCAGGAACUUGAUGAUUUCUGUGCUCCAAUUAUUGGCGGAACCUGUUCGGCAGUCACUGACUGUGUCAUCAGCAACACGACCUGCGUUAGCGGCGAUGGUGGCAUGACCUGUCAGUGUACUGAAGAGUUUGUAGAGUAUAACGACGAGUGCUGGGAGGUUUCCAACGGCUACGAAGCAAACUGCACAGUGGCGGCACAAUGCUACGGCUCCCUUGGCGCUAAUGCUGUGUGCCAAGAAGGCUCCUGCCUCUGUGCCCCCAACUUCCACUUCCAAGAUGGCGGCUGCUGGCCUGUCACUGGUCUAUUCGAGACGUGCUCUCGUAGUAGCCAGUGUUUCCUCGGGGAGCUGACGGACAGGGUGGUGUGCAGAAACGGACUGUGCCAGUGCGACUUCAACUAUCCUUACUCUGAAGAGCUUCAUACGUGCAGGUCAUCUGCAACCAUAUUGACCAGCAGCUGUAUGAUUUUAAUAACGACGUUGGCGUACUUAUUCUCAUAAAUGUUAUUUAUAUUAAAUAUAAGUAUUUGUAUUUAAUAA
Messenger RNA from Leguminivora glycinivorella, 2004 nucleotides. RefSeq names its product prion-like-(Q/N-rich) domain-bearing protein 25. NCBI's taxonomy places the organism in Eukaryota, Metazoa, Arthropoda, Insecta, Lepidoptera, Tortricidae. The transcript is spliced from 14 exons. The record is from RefSeq and is a predicted model, not a curated record. The coding region runs from base 118 to 1965 and encodes 615 amino acids.